Messenger RNA from Astrephomene gubernaculifera, 2538 nucleotides. The record is from the annotation of a GenBank genome assembly. Lineage: Eukaryota; Viridiplantae; Chlorophyta; Chlorophyceae; Chlamydomonadales; Astrephomenaceae.
UGCCUCUUUGGCUCGCCUUUGCACGUAUUACUAUGUUGAAGGACAUUAACUUUUAGCUUGACACUGGAGUUGGUUGAAAGGCUAUCAAUUUGGCUCCGACGCGGGACGAGCGUGUGACGAGGUCGUCCAGACCGUGCGUCUCGUUCCAUAGCACGAGGGAUGGACGAAGAUAACGCUCAUGCCGAAGCGGAUGCCUACGCGACGGCUGCCGCAGCGGUGGCAGCUGCCGCAGCAGUCGCUGGCAUUCCAGACCAGCAUGGGAUGAGCCAUACACAGAUGAUGGCGUUGCAGGCGUCGCCGUCAGAUCAGGAACAGGACCAGGACCAGGAUGGCUUUGGGCAGCAUGCGGACGGUCAACACCAAACACGCAAGCCCAGAAGAGUACGCAAGCCGAAUGAUACUGCGCGAUGCCAGGUGGACGGUUGCGGCCAGGACCUGAGUGACGCCAAGCUCUACCUGCGGCGCUACUCGGUGUGCGAGCCGCACUUCAAGGCGGAGUGGGUGUCGCUGGGCGGCGAGCGCUUCCGGUUCUGCCAGCAGUGCAACAAGUUCCAGCCGCUGGACAACUUCACGGGCAGUCGCAGGAGCUGCAAGGCGCGCAGCGAGGACCGCAACCUGCGCCGCCGCAAGCAGCGCACCGACGAGCGGGCGGCGGGCUCGGAGGAGGGGCCUGACGGCAUGGCGGGGCGGCUGGUGCGCGCGGCGGCGGCAGCGGGGCACGGCAUGGGCGGGCUGGGCGGCGGGCUGGGGGGGGCGUUGGGAGGGGCGCUGGCUGCGGGCGGCCUGGGAGUGGGCAUGGGCGGCCUGGCGUUGCCUAGCAGAGCGGCGCUGGGUGACAACGGCAUGCUGCGCCAGCUGGGUGCGCCCGACCUCUCCUCCGACCCCGCCGUGCAGCAGUACGUCAACCAGGUGCAGCUGCUGGUGGCCGCCUCCUCGGGCGCCUCCGCGGCGGGGCAACUGGCGGGGCAGUUGGCGGGGCAGCUGGGCGUUGUGGGGGUGGGCGGCAUGGGUCCGCCCCCGCCCGGCAUGGGCAUCGCGGGCGGGCUGAUGGGCUUGGUGGCGCCGCCGCCCCCACCCCCGGGGGUGCUGCCCCCGCCACACAUGGGCAUGGGGGGCGCCCCGCCGCAGCUGCCUGCCGGGCUGCUGGGGCCGCCCCAUCCGCAGGGGCUGGGGCCGCCGCACCACCACCCGCACGCACUGGCGCCGCUGCAGCUGCAGCAGCAGCUGGGGGGCCUGGCAGCUGCUGCGGGGGGCGGGGUUGGGGUUGGGGGUGGCGGGCUGAUGGGAGGAGCAGGAGGGGGGUUGCUGCCGGCUGGGAUGGACCUGGCCGCUGCUGCUGCGGCGCUCAUGAGUGGGGAACUGUUGCAGGGAAGCCUCCAGGCGGCCGCUUCCUCACCCAACACCGCAAGCGCGCUCUCACUGCUGUCAGCAGCGGCCGCUGGCGGCGGCCGCGCCACCUCCAGCGGCAGUGGCGGCGGCCCUGGAGCCGGCGGCGGUGCUGCUGCUGCUGCUGGCAGCACCGGCCCUGGGGGCCCUGGCGGCGGAGGCGGAGGCCUGCUGGGUGCCCUGGGUGGCGGUGGUGAUGCCUCGAAUGGCGGUGGCAUGGGCGGCAUGGGGGGCCUUGCAGGCAACAACGUGUUGCAGCAGCUGCAGCUGGCGCAGCUGGCCUCCGCGCUGUCGAAGAGCGCGGCUGCUGGAGGAGGAGGAGGAGGUGGAGGCGGGGCAGGUGGUGUGGUUGGCAUGGGGCCUGGAGGAGCGGCAGCGGGCGGGUUGGCGGCGGCGUUGAGCGGCAUACAGGGAUUGCAUGCCUCAGGAGCAGGGGGGGGUGGGGGAGUGCUUGGCGGGGGCCCAGUGGGCAGCCUAACGUCGCAGUUGCUGCAGCAGGCGGCGGCAGCAGCGGGAGGAGGAGGAGGAGGCGGGGGUGCUGGUGUGGGCAUGGGAGGCGUGGCGGAGGCUGGGCCGUUUGGAGGAAACGCGGACCUGCAGAGCCGGAUGGCGCAGCAGCUGCUGCAGCAGACCGCAUCCGCCGGCCAGGCAGCUCCAGUGCUGCUCCUGCAUAACCAGAACGUCAUGCUGCUGUCCCUCGACCAGCUGCUUAUGCAACAGCAGCAGCAACAGCAGCAGCAGCAACAACAACAGCAGCAGCAGCAACAGCAGCAGCAGCAACAGUCCUCACCGUCUGGGAAAUGAGGUCCGUCUGAAAAGGCCUGGGAGGCGUUGUUAGCAAGCUGGUGAAGCAAGCUCUUUCUUGGAAACCAUUGAUUGCCAGCAGGCGACAGAUUUCAUCACACCAGCCAUCCCACGGAGCAGUUCCGCUCUGCGCGAACAGCGCAACAGGUCCCUCCAGACCCCCAAGCAGGCAGAGGUGGGGCUGCUCACUGCACUGCUGUCAUGGACACGGGCGCCGCCUGGCAGGGACCAGCAGCUCCGGACAGGCAACGGAUGCCUUCCGGGUUAUUGUUGUGUGUGUUAGCUAGCUCCCGCUGCGUUGGGAGCCAACCAAAGUGUUGCGGUCAGAAGGGAAUGUUACACCGUUGU